ACGUGAUUUUAUCUUCCAACGAGGGAGCUUCUGUUAUCCACUUCAUCAUUCACGUCUCUUCCGCAAAACCCAACAUUCAAAUUCUUGUCUGAAUAACGAAAUCCCAACAUUUGCAUUGCAUAGAUUCCUUCACAAAUCCUCUGAUUCUGAUUCUGGUCACUCAAUUUUGCCUGUUUAUUGGCAUAAUUCGGGCACUUUUCUCUCAGUUUUUGUAUAAGGUUCAAUGAGUUUGUUCUGUACUUCUGUGUGCGUUAUCUUCUCCAAAUUAAGAUUCCAGAUUCGUGGGUUCAUGAAAAUCUCGUUGUAGACGAGCCAAGUUGAAAUAUUUUUCCUCAAGUGAAUUUUGUUAUGAUCACGUCGUGGUUUUGAUCUGACUCCACUUCCGUCGCUAACUCUCUUCGAAAGAUUCGUGUUAAAAAAGAAACCUGAAAAUGGUGAAUUUUGUUUCUCUCUGUGACAUAAAGUAUGGGUUUGUGCCCAAAAAUUCAACUGAUUUGUUUGUGAAACGGAAAAUUCACAAGCUUCCCAGCAGAGGAGAUGUAAUCACUAGAUUACCGGUGUUUGGUUCGAAUGCACGAGAGAAUCUGAAUGCUAAACCAAGAAGAAACCUUAGAGUUAGGCCAAUCUUUUGUAAGAGUUAUGGAGAUGCAGCAAAGGUUUACCAAGAAGAGGAGAUUCCCAGAGCAAAAUUGAUAUGGAGAGCAAUCAAACUACCAAUGUACUCUGUCGCUUUAGUUCCUCUUACCGUUGGCGCUUCAGCGGCCUAUUUAGAGACGGGUUUGUUCUUAGCUAGACGUUAUGUUACUCUAUUGCUCUCAUCAAUUCUUAUCAUUACUUGGCUCAACCUAAGCAAUGAUGUUUAUGAUUUUGAUACCGGAGCUGAUAAGAACAAAAUGGAAUCAGUAGUAAAUCUGGUUGGAAGCCGGACAGGAACCUUAGCCGCUGCAAUCACAUCGCUAGCGCUUGGUGUUUCUGGUCUAGUUUGGACAUCGUUAAAUGCAAGUAAUAUCCGUGCAAUACUAUUGCUAGCCUCAGCAAUACUCUGUGGCUACGUAUACCAGUGUCCGCCAUUUCGGUUAAGUUACCAAGGAUUAGGAGAGCCUCUAUGCUUUGCAGCAUUUGGUCCAUUUGCUACUACUGCUUUUUAUCUACUUCUUGGUAGCUCAAGCGAGAUGAGGCAUCUUCCGCUAAGCGGUAGGGUCCUUUCAUCAUCUGUCCUUGUUGGUUUUACUACAUCUCUUAUCCUUUUCUGCAGCCACUUUCAUCAGGUGGAUGGAGAUUUAGCUGUGGGGAAAUAUUCACCUCUGGUUCGGUUAGGGACUGAAAAAGGAGCUUUUGUUGUGAGAUGGACUAUUCGUUUACUAUAUUCAAUGCUUCUUGUUCUUGGUUUAACCAGGAUUUUGCCACUACCUUGCACCUUGAUGUGCUUCCUGACAUUACCAGUUGGGAAUUUGGUUUCAAGCUACGUUGAAAAGCACCACAAGGAUAAUGGGAAGAUAUUCAUGGCCAAGUAUUACUGUGUGAGACUCCACGCCUUGCUUGGAGCCGCAUUGUCGUUGGGGCUAGUUAUCGCGCGCUAGAAAUCAGUCACCAAACAUUUGUUUCUCUCUUUAGCCUUCGUUGUAUCUACCUAAACGUUUAGCCACUACAGUAUGCUGUAGCUAAAAGGAAACAUUCGAACUUACAACAGUUGUGAAAGGUCUCAAAUUAAUCACAAGCAUGGUGAGCGAUUGUAUCCUCAAUUGUUAAAGUGACGGGUGCCACCAUGGAUAUGUUGAAACAUGGGCCAUGUCGGAUUUAGUGCAAGCCCGUUGACGGCGUUUGUGUUAGGUAAUUCAGAUUUCCAACACACAAGAUGGCCCAACAAAGAGGUUAUGCUUGUGUUUGUAGGACAUAAUUGUUUCUCGAUAUGGACCUUUCUCCAAUUCUUGAAUCCAUCCCAAACCACUG
Molecule: messenger RNA, 1950 nt
Organism: Arabidopsis thaliana (thale cress)
Lineage: Eukaryota; Viridiplantae; Streptophyta; Magnoliopsida; Brassicales; Brassicaceae
Gene: ABC4
Product: UbiA prenyltransferase family protein
Exons: 12
Coding region: 432-1580 (382 amino acids)
Biological process (GO): phylloquinone biosynthetic process
Cellular component (GO): membrane; chloroplast membrane
Molecular function (GO): prenyltransferase activity; transferase activity, transferring alkyl or aryl (other than methyl) groups
Source: RefSeq, marked reviewed